AUGGCACAACUCAAAAAUCUUGACAGCCUGGAGCUCACUGAGCUGCGGACAAUUUCCUACGAGCAUCCUUCGAUAAAGUGUAUCCGUGAAGCGCUUCGUCAAUACCAGCUACAGUCUCCAGCUCAUUUCGAACUUGAGCUCGAAGUGCACCAACUAUCGGGCAGCACAAACCAUAACCGUGACGAGAAUUCAACGGAAAUGAUUAAGGUUCUCUUUCAAGGCCACUGUAUCAGUGGCUGCCUCAACAUUCCAGCCAAUUGCUGUGUCGUGUUGCGCAGAUGCCGUUCAGAGGGCAAGCCAUGGGUAUGCACAGGUGUCGCUCGAAACCAGACUUUGGAGGCACUCGAGCACUUCUUGAGUUCGGUCUUCCCUAUACUUGAUGCACCAUUACGAAAAGACACAUUGUGGCGCUGGUGGGGAGCGAAUGGCAAGAAGUUCAACUGGACUGAUCUUCCCACCGAACUGAAAGAACACGUUGUCGAAUUAUGUAUGCAUCGACCGCAUCAGCAUGGUAUUUACAGCGAGAGACUUGCACGCUACGGUAGGCGUUACAAGCCCGAUCAUAAGGUACAAAAGAUCGGACCCUUGGAGAUUGUAGAUCAACUCGGAGACUGGUACCAAUUACUUUACGUCUCGCACCAGAUGAGGGCGAUUACACUGCGACUCUGCAUCACUGGUGGCAGCGGCUUGACUCGUUCAAAAGGGCUGUGUGUAGCAUCGUUUUCAUACAAAUCUUUCUUCGAUAGCAUCAAUCGCCUCGGAGACUAUUAUCAGAUGAUCGAGCCGCAUAGCGUGCCGACAACAUCAAGAGAAGAAGUUCUUUCGAAGUGUUAUCGCCGUUUUCCACGCAUUUACCCCAACCUCAAGGGGUAUGCCACUUUCCGCCACGGUAUCCAGAAAAUCAGCCUUGGCAUGGACUUCCUCUCGUUUAUGCAAUUCUUCGAGGUUCAGACUGGAGGCUUCCAGCGCUACCACAAGGUUCGAGGGUUGACAUAUCAUAUUUUCGAGCGCCUUCUAAGCCUGAACGAGGUCGUCAUUGGUUUGCCGUUGCGACCACGCGGAGGUUGGAAGAAUACCAUAAGCCCUGGAGGUCCCCGGCUAUUCCACGAGGAGGCGCCUUGCCCGAGAAGCCUGCACCGCCUUAUUUACGAGCGCAUCGCUGAGGUACUAGCACCGUAUAACGUUUCGGUCAGGAACUUUAUCGACGAGGAAGAGACGCAACGAUUUGAAUUCGCCAGGCUGGAGGCAAUCAAAGCUCAGAAGUUCACCGAAGUCGAGCUCGAGGACCUCUAUGCCGAUGAUGGAGGCGGGAUCGGAUUGCCCCACGAUGUGGAACGAGGAUCGGGGGUGCCAAAAACUAAGCGGGAGAAGCGUGAAGCUGAGUACACUGAGGAUAUUCAUGAUGGAUUUUUCCCGCCCUUCUGCUACUGCGAAGAGCCUUGUGCGUCGUCACACACGUUCUGGGUGCCAGGGGAUCGUUGA
Ascochyta rabiei is the source of this 1482-nucleotide messenger RNA. RefSeq lists its product as uncharacterized. The transcript has a single exon. NCBI's taxonomy places the organism in Eukaryota, Fungi, Ascomycota, Dothideomycetes, Pleosporales, Didymellaceae. The record is from RefSeq and is a predicted model, not a curated record. The coding region runs from base 1 to 1482 and encodes 493 amino acids.